GAGGGGCCACCUCCACCCGGAGGAGGAGCCCCGCCCGCCACUCUUAAGCACCGUGACCGGCGCUGCCCCGCGGCCGGACCGGCCAUGGAAGUGGUAUGGGAUUUCGUGAUAUCGCUGCUGCGAUCUUUGAUAUCCAUGGGAGCAUCUGUAGGAGCCAUAACAAAACAGGCCCUGUUCCCUCCUCUCAUGCCUGCAGGGCGACCUUUCCGUGUGUCCAAUGCCUCCCGAAGCAGGCGGAAAGGAAUUGUUGCAAGCAGCCUGCAAGAGCUCAUCAAGAAGACUUUAGAUUCCUUCUUUAUAUCUACUGGAAGAAUUACUAUGGUUUUAGAGGAAGAUGGCACAGUUGUGGACACAGAGGAGUUUUUCAAGUCCCUGGACGAUAAUACACACCUCAUGGUUCUAGAAAAAGGACAGAAAUGGACAGCAACAAGAAAUGGGGUAGCUAACAUCACAUUUGAUCUGUACAAGCUGAACCCUAAGGAUUUUAUUGGCUGCUUAAACAUCAAGGCGACCUUCUAUGAGAUCUACUCUGUCUCAUGGGAUAUCAAAUUCAUGGGAGCAAAGAGCAUAUUGCGGAAAGUGCUUCAGCUAAUAUCCCAUGCAGCACAAAUAGCUGGGCAGUUUCUUCUCUACACUGGAACAUUUCUGUUGCAGUUGAUGGGUGAAUAUGAUGAAGAUGACAUGUGUACAAGACCAAGGCGGGAGUAGUGGACACAGCUGCACCUCUGAUAUCGGAUCCUUUUGCUUAAAGGCAUUCUUUUGCCCAGUUUUGAUUGUCAUAAUGUUAUAGUAGGGGGUUGUCCACUAAUGUGAACUAACAUUUUUCCCAUUUGGGAAUGCAUGUAGGGCUCAGUCAUAAAAUAAGUGUUUGAUGUUCACAGGCUCUUAAUGGCUCAAAAGUAUGUGUGCCUAAUGACUGAGAGCUUGGCAGAAGGAGAGAGGGCAGGUUUUUUGCCCCAGCAACUCAAAACGGAGAAUAAGUAUACUUGGAAACUUGCAUGCUUUGUAACCAGUGGAGUAUUUUUUGCACCAAUUAAAACAUGGUUUGGUUGUUUUGGGGUUUUUUUUCAUGGCUGUCUACUUGCAUUCUGAACAGACUAGGCUGUAAGGUCAGGGCAAGGGGACUCCGGGUUUGUUUGUUUGUUUGUUUGAAUCCUUAACAGUGCUGGUAUUAGUGUCAAACUGGCAUUGUGGUACAACAAGGUGAAGUGUACUUAUUUACUCCUGCUAACAGUGGAACUACAUAACACAACUUCAGUCCUAGUUCAGUGACUGACUACUCUCAUGAAAUCUAAUUGGAGACUGGGCAGCUACUAAGCAGAAGCUUAAAAUUUAGCCUUACUUCCCUUAAAACAAGUAAGAAGAAAAACAUUUCAUUAUAGCUCUUCAUAUUUUUCUUCAAAUCUUCAGGAAGUUCAGAUUAUUAUGCCUCAUACCAGUUGAAGAACCUGAUGUAUUUCUAUAAUGAAUGUCAUGUCCAGUUUUUACUGAGUAUUGAAUAAUCUGCCGUGGUUUCAUGAAUAUGGCUUAUAAGUAACCUGCUGAAGUUUCCUGCAGGGGUUAAACCAUCAGUUCUGUAGUUUUCACUGGUCGGUUACAAGAUGACACUACUUCUCAAGUUGUGCUUGAGGUACAUGUAAGAGAUGCUGCAUAUUUUGAUGCCCUGUGUUCAAUGAGAGCAGCAGGACACUCUCUAGUCUUGCAUAACAUAAAUGUAUGCCCUAAAAUGAGGUAUUAUAGUCUACCAAGACAGGCUGUAUUAAAGGGCAAAGUAAUGUCUACUGAACUGCUAGUAUGACCAGAUUUCAGAAAGCUUUUCCUCAACAGCAUAAAAAAUUGGAAAAUGUGUAGCCUUAGGCAUCUUGUGUCAAAAUGUAAACUCACAUUGGUGAAGGGAAAAAGCCCAACUUUCACUGUUUAUAAGUGUGACUUUUGAGUUUUUUGUUUGCUUGCUCAAGAAAAAUUUUAGUAAGACUAAAAGCUGUUAAGGAGACAGUAAAAACAGAGCUAAAUGUGUCUGAUGUGACAGUAGAUUCCACCUAGUAAGAGAAGCUCUGGUGCAGAGAGGACAAGUGUGGGAGGGGAAGAAAGCAGUGAGAGUGAAAGGGAAGAGACUACUGUGGAGCCCACAGUGUUUGCCAUGCCACUGAGACAGGAAUCCACUAACUACGUACAUCAGCUGCAUUGAUCAGUUGGAAGAAAACCUAACCUGAUAAAAGAGAAGAAGGAAGAUUGAAAAGAUGAAGCACCGUGGUUGGUGGGAUCCAUUCUGACCUGUCAGCUGGUUCUGUUCACUUCAAGUGUCACUAACACGGGAAUAUUGCUCACCUUCAUAUGCUUAUUUUUGCCUUCCUAUUAUGGAUGGGGCUGCAUCUUUCAAGUCACUGUUGUGAUGAAAAGCAGCCUAAAUCCAAGUGCUGAAGGGACUGAUGGACACAACUUUGGUAGGCCUCUGCCUGUCUCUUCAGUAAUGGUAGUGCAAAUAAGUAGACAGCUAAGAAAAACCUUGGGUUUUUUUUUCCUCUGAUUUCUGUUUCCCAUCUACUUCUGAGUGUUUGCUGGAGGAGGAGAGAAGGCAUACUGCUCAGAUAAGGGGAGGACUUCUUCUGUCCUAGUUUCUCACAGGGAAUAAUUCCUGUAGUUUACUGCACUGCCAUGUGUCCUUCAGAAGAAAACAAUAAACUAUUCUGGAAGUAAUGAGAAAGAGAUUUUAUUAAAAUGAAAGCUUUAUACUUUAUUGUUCUUAACACCCCCCACACAGAUGAUUGUUGCCAUGUUAACUGUUGUCUCUCCCUGUCAAGGUACUGCAUUUAACUGACUUUGCAAGGACUUUGUAAUUAACUUUUUUCAGCUUUUAAGGAUCACUUAUUCUAUUAAAACAAACACAUCUCUUGAAAGCAAAUUCUGUGAAAUGCUUCUAAGAAUAUUUAUCUUGCUAAUGGUGGGAGCACCAACAUAAAAAAAAAAUAACAAAACCAACUUGUAUAGUUCAUUAUUGCUUUUUUUAAGUUGCUUCUUCAAAAUCUGUAAUAUAAAAGCUUUUGCAUGUCUGAACUGUGCAGAUCUCGAAUUCCAGCCAGAGGCAAUUGUUACAGAACUAACGCUCCAUAGUUUCCAAUGGCACAACCUGGGAACUUCACAGUGAUCUGAAAUGCUAUCUUGUUAUGAAUUUGCAAUGUUUUUAAGCAGCUGCUGCUUUGACAGCUUAAACUGUCAAAGCUUGAGCUGCUGAAGGUCAUGUGAGAAGCAGUCUCCAUCUCAGAGCAUUUCCCUCCCAUUCAAAAUGCAAACUGCUGAACAAAAUAACUCAGCUUUGAUAUUUUCUCAAAAUGGGAGAAGCAUCUUGGAAGUCGUGUUUAAAACUGUUUCAUUGCUUCUGAAUCUGGGUCUUUCACAGGCUUAGUAUUUGGGGGAUGAUAUUUGCUACUGUACCAACUUCCUUCCUGAAAUAAAGUUUGGCUUUGGGUCAAACUGGGUAAGUUUGUCGUUCUCUGAGUUGGAACCAGUUUGAUUAUUUAUUUUCUUUUACAGACUGCUUAGGAAGCAUAACUUUUAUUUCAGCUGUGUAAGGUACACAGCAAAGAAAACCUUCAGCUCUAUCUACCUUUCAGAAAAUUAUAUACAAGCGUUGUACAAUAUCUAGCAACAAUUAGAAAAACUAAAAGCACUGGCCCUUAAAGGCAGGUAUGUAGAGCUAAAGCUAGAUUUUCUACCUGACGUUUUUAGCUUUAGUUUUCCUUUCCAUAAACUCAGUUAACCUGCACUUGUGACUGUUGCAGACCAGGCUGGUAGCAGUGACAUGUAGAAGGUGUGAGACACAUUUACUGCCUCAUUGCUUGCACUGACCCUUUUUGCCUGUUGCUUUGCAUCACUUACUAACAAUGCACCAAGUCAUACUCUCUAGUUACCAAAAAAGGAAUUUUCACUGAAGUACAUGAUCUUGUUGACUCAGGCACUGCUCAUGUUCUGCAGGCAAAACAAAGUUGCUCUCUCCAGAAUGGAGGAUCUAGUAGCUUUUUUGUGUAUAUAAUUUAUCAUUACUUCAUUUCCUUCCUUUCGUAAACCCGUGAAGUUUUUGCUUUCUUGUACCUUCCGAUUCUUUCAGAAGAAACAGGAUUACAAGCUCUUCUGUCCAGGGAGAGAGGAAAAAACAGGGUCUGAAUUCCUUAGAUCGUUUGGAAUAUGCUCUAGGAAACAUCCUGCACCCCUUCCCUAUCAUUCAUUUCCAGAGAAGAGAAGGGUAAAGAAAGGAAAAUAGGACUUUGAGCUGAAAGUCUUUUCAGUGAAGUGAGUAGAGAGGUAGGUGUUCACAAUUUUGGAAAUGUUAGUAAUUCUGAAUAUUAACUGUGAAGAUAACCACAUAUGCUAAUUUGUAACUGACUAGAAUUGCAACUUCUAAAUCAUUUCAGUAUGUGUCUUCCUGAGAUAGCACUUGAACUAAGGGCGCAAGCUUCUUUAGUAAAAGUAAAAGUAGGGUUUAAAGCCAAAGUACAAAGUAUAUUUUUUACUUGAUUCCUCAAGUUUUACUAGAGGUCUUAAUGUGAUUAACAUGCCACUUCAAUUAUAUAUCCUUGUGGGGCUUAGAGUUUAUCACUGCUUCCUCUACCUUACAUCAUCAUAUAUGCAGUUAAGAUAUUUUAAACAUGAGGAAUGUUGUUUUGCUAAAGGAAAAUAUAGUACUUUACCACUUCACAAUUUUCAAGCCCAGUAGUUUAACUUCCUAUGAAAAUUGAGAUGGGUGAAAAUUGUGUCAGUGAUGGCCAUAUUUUCUGCUGUGUGGUGCCAAUUUUAAGGAACGCUGUCUGUGAAUAAACAAAAUCACAUGGUGGCAUUGGAUGUUGUCUCUAUUCAUUUCCAGAAUAACUUAUUCUUCAAAUAAUCACGAAUGUCAGUGAAUCUAUGGUCUGGCACAGACAGUUUCCAAAAGCUGGAUUGUGGCAGUGAAGUAACUCGAUACUAUUAUGUGGCUCUGAACUCUUAACUUUCUACUGCUGACUCACUUUCUGGCCUCAGAGAAACCGUGCAUGCUGUGUUUCCUUUCAUACAGAAAGAAUGCUUUCUUCCAUCUUUUACAGAAGUUGCAAAAGACUAAAAUGUACUGAGAACAGGAGAUAGAAGGGUUCAGCGAUCUCUGGUGUUCACUAAACACUGUUAGGAUUAAGGACCUCUUUUAAUAAUGCCUCACAAAAACUCCCUGAAGUCAUUUACCUACAGAUAGACUAGUAGACAUUUGACUGCAGGGAAAAAGUAAUUUAGUUUAGUGAAAUAUUAUAUUUGUCAAGUUCAGGAUCAGAUGAAGCUUGAGGAGGAAUAGCAUGCAAGUGUGAUUUGUCUAGUGCUGAUCUACCUAAAUAAGGGGCAGUUUUGCAGUUUGACUAAUGGGCAGUUCCCCUCUUGUGGGAGAAACAGGUCUGAUUUCUUCCUCUGGGAAAGCACAAAAUAGAACUGUAUUUGGUUUAGUGGCAAGGCUUUGGCAGUGAGAAGUGGAGGGAUCCUGUGGGGGUGGCCUCUGUGUUUUACAGAGCUGCUUCCAAAAUGAACCAACCAUUGCCCAAAGCUGAGCACUUCAAACCAGUUCGCAGUGUCUCUGUGAAAACAUAUUUAUGAAAAAGGAUGAAAAAUUCUGUGCAGCAGCUGUGAGAAAGAAGUGAAAAAAAUACAAGAGAUAACCUGCAGACAUCAGGGUCAGGAAAGAAGGGGGAGGAGGCGCUACAAGUGCCAGACAGAGCUUCCCCUGGAGUCUGUGGAGGAACACGCUGGAGGAGAUAUCCACCCAGCCAUUGAGGACCCCUCCCACAGCAAGUGGACGUGCCAUGAGGGAAGCUGCGGCCUGUGGAGACCCCAUACAUGAGCAGUUUUUCUGGCAGGAGCUGUGGCCAGUGGGGGAUCCACUCUGGAGCAGCCUAUUCCUGAAGGACUGCACCCUGUGAAAGGGACCCACACCAGAGCAGUUUGUGAAGGACUGUGGAAAGGGCCCACGCUGGAGCAGAGGAAAAGCAUGUGAAUGAAGGAACAGCAGAAAAAAACUGUUGUGGACUGACCAUGACCCCCAUUCCCCUGCAUUGCUUGGGAACAGGGAGAGGAGGUAGAAGAGCUGGGAAUGAAGGAGUGAAGCUGAGCUUGGGAAAAGAGCGGAGGUUGGGGAAGGUGUUUUUAGUUUUGUCUUUGUUUCUCACCAUCCUACUCUAGUUGAAAAUAAAUGAAUCUUCCCAGA
This is a messenger RNA of Myiozetetes cayanensis, 6214 nucleotides long. RefSeq names its product cell death inducing DFFA like effector a (gene CIDEA). Bases 85 to 708 code for a protein of 207 amino acids. Gene Ontology annotation, cellular component: lipid droplet. NCBI's taxonomy places the organism in Eukaryota, Metazoa, Chordata, Aves, Passeriformes, Tyrannidae. The record is from RefSeq and is a predicted model, not a curated record. The transcript has 5 exons. Gene Ontology annotation, biological process: lipid storage; regulation of apoptotic process; apoptotic process.